Psammomys obesus (fat sand rat) is the source of this 1321-nucleotide messenger RNA. RefSeq names its product CD46 molecule (gene Cd46). Bases 64 to 1176 code for a protein of 370 amino acids. The transcript has 11 exons. The record is from RefSeq and is a predicted model, not a curated record. Gene Ontology annotation, cellular component: cell surface. NCBI's taxonomy places the organism in Eukaryota, Metazoa, Chordata, Mammalia, Rodentia, Muridae. Gene Ontology annotation, biological process: negative regulation of complement activation, classical pathway.
UUCAUCCAGCUCAAAGCUGCUCUCUGGCUUCCUGGUGCUCAGUUUUUCCUUCAUUCUGCUAACAUGACGGCGCCUCUCGCGCCGGACGCAAGGCCUCGGCGUCCCAGAAGGAAGAUCUACACUCUCUGGUGGUACUUCCUGAGCAUCUGCGCAGAGGCCCUUCUGUACCUGCUGUCUACUGUAUCUGAUGCUUGUGAACUACCACCACCAUUUGAAGCUAUGAAACUCAAGGGUAUAUCUAAACCCUAUUAUGACAUUGGAGAGACAAUAGAAUAUAAGUGUAAAAAAGGAUACCUAUAUCUGCCUCCAUUCCUCAUGGUUACUACCUGUGAACCAAAUCAUACAUGGGUCCCUAUUUCAGAUGAAGGUUGUAUUAAAGUGGAAUGUACUAAACUAGAGAACCCAUCAUUUGGCAACAUACACUACAUAGAUGGCAGAAUUUCAUGGGGUUCUCGAGCUCAAUUUACUUGUAUGGAGGGUCAUUACUUAGUUGGUAUGUCAGUUCUACACUGUGUGCUUAAAAGUGAUGAUCAUGCAUAUUGGAAUGGUCCUUCCCCACAUUGUGAAAAGGUUUAUUGUUCACCACCUCCAAAAAUAAAAAAUGGAGCACACACCUUUGGUGAUAUAGAUGUAUUCAAGUACCGUGAAUCAGUAAUUUACAGUUGUGAUCCUAACCUGGGGCCAGAUAAAUUUUCCCUUGUUGGAAUGAGCAUGCUAUUCUGUUCUGGCCAUAACACCUGGAGUAGCAAGCCUCCAGAGUGUAAAGUGGUAAAAUGUCCAUUUCCAGUACUACAAAAUGGAAGACAGAUAUCAGGAUUUGGAGAAAAUUUUUCCUAUCAAGCAACAGUGAUGUUUGAGUGUGUGGAGGGUUUUUACAUGAAGGGCACUGACACAGUGGUCUGCAGUGCUAAUAGCACUUGGGACCCCCCCAUCCCAGUAUGUCUUAAAGGUUCUAUGCCUACUCAUCCUACCAAGUCUCCAGUUAACAAUUACCCAGGAUAUCCUAAUCCUCGUGAAGGAAUAUUUGGCAAAGAAUUAGAUGCAUGGAUUAUUGCUCUGAUUAUUAUUACUUCAAUUGUUGGAUUUGUUGUAAUUUGUCUCAUUAUACUCCGAUAUCUUGAGUACAGGAAUAAAGGCCCCUCCAGCUCACCAAGGGUUCUCAACAUCCAAACCUGAGUGCCUGUGUCCUGAGCAGUGACAUAUCUGCAGGAAGAAGGCCACAUUUCCAAGAUGACACCAGACCUUCUACAAUUCUCUUAUCCUUAUACCUCAAACUUUCAUGCACAUAAUGGCUGUGCAUUAAACACGUCUGUGUCUUUCA